ACCAUAACCAUGACCUCGCAUGAGUUCGUGACCACGUACUUGCCUCGCUGUCGGUGUCGAAGAAGCUCAGGCUGGCACUCUGGGUCGUUUCCUCGCCCUCGCUCGCUCACCUAAGACUGGACGCCUUAGCCAGCGGGGGUUGAGAAAUGAGUGUCGCGCCUGGAGUUGUCCCCCAUUCCUGCUUGUACACGGAGUGCCCCAUGUUCUCAGCCGUGGUUCUUUGUGAUACAUAUAGUCGGCCACGAACGUUCGUUCGUCUUGAAUCUCGUCCUCCUCCACGUUUUUCCAACUCCGUCAUGAGGUCCAUGAUCAUCGUCUGGCUCCUUGUGAACUCAAUUGUAGUCCUGCAGACCUUUUUGCGCGCGAACAAGGUCUGGUGCGUGGCACUGUUGACACCGUCGAUCACAAUCGUGUGCUGGGACACGGCUGGCCCAAUAGGCUCCUGUUCGUGUAGAAGUGCGGAUCUUUCUUUUGUCUCGCGCCUCUAUCCUGGUGCCCGCUCUUGUUCCGUUAUUGUUUAGAGUCUGAACGAGUUGAUCUCCAUAAUCCUCUGGUCGGUAGCGAUACUUCUGCUCGCCUUCGUGUUCGAGUCGAUCGUUUGGGCAUACGCGGCUUCGUUCUAGUUCGCAUCGUCGAUCUUCUUGCCACUCUCAAGUCCAUGGGCAUCUCCAUGGCUUCGAUCUCGUG
Molecule: messenger RNA, 687 nt
Organism: Dissoconium aciculare CBS 342.82
Lineage: Eukaryota; Fungi; Ascomycota; Dothideomycetes; Mycosphaerellales; Dissoconiaceae
Exons: 1
Coding region: 147-521 (124 amino acids)
Source: RefSeq, a predicted model, not a curated record